GUUUUGGACAUUCAUAUUCGAAGCGAAGGUUACAACGAUCCGGGAAAAGCAUACCCUCGCAGCAAAGCCUACAUUAAGGUGGAUGGGAUAGAUUAUUCUCUUCAAAAACGAGGAUUUAACGUUGUUGUUGUGGAUGGUGAAACAGGUAAUUGAUAGACUGUAGAACCGGAGUUACCUAUUUAUCAUCAUUGUUAUUUUUUUCGACUUUUUCAUUCGAGCCGAGGCAAGCCCAGGCAUGCCGAAAAUGAGUCACAUGUAUUGGAGAGGUUUGAGGUUUAUUUCGAGACUUACAAUAUCGUUCGUUGAGAAGAAAUUUGCAUUUGCCUUCGCGUUCAAUCACCUUAGAAAUAGGAGAAAAAGACAACAUGUGCUCUCCAAGUUUCGUGCUAGCCAGAAAAGGUUGAAAUUUUCCUUUUGUCUCGUCCCUUUCAACCGCCAUUCGAAACUAGCGCGAGCAGAUUGCGAGUGUAAAAAUAAAACAGGCAACAUGGACAAGUGUCCCCUCACAUCCACUCUAAGCUUGCGUCCACUUUAUCAUAUAAAAAAAACAGUAAAGUCGCAGAAUUUUACAAUAUAGUUUUUCGGAGUUAAGGAAAAACCUAAAAGAUAGAUGAUAAUAUGGUGCACUAAAUAUUUUCAUGUACAGGUGUCUUCCUCGAGGCAAGAUCAUUUGAUACUUAUGCAGAUAACUCGAGCGGCAAUCAUUUGAGGGACUUCCUCAACAACCUGAGUGGCAAGUAUGUUACAACUAAUCAGUAACUAUUUUUGUAGUAGAAGGACAUUCUUUUACACCCUACUCUUUUCUCACCAUUGAAGCAAAGAAAAAUUUGUGUGUGUGUGAUGCAACAGAUAAUAGGGUUUUACUCUAAUUUUCAACUGACAUCAUCCCUUUGCAUUUUUUGUCUUUGCUCUCAAAACAGUAAAAUCGUUUUGGUUGCUACUCAAGAUUCAGCCUCCAAGUACAUGUCACCUGCGAUUGACGCUCUCAAGAGACUGGGUGCUACCGAUCCUCUUCAGGUAAACUACCGAGAUUCCUUUGCUUUCGCUGGAUACGCAGGAGUAAACAAACCACAAUGGAUUACACAAGAAAGAGCAAAUAGAUACCUAGGACCCAGUGAGAUAUUUCCGCAAAUACCGCUGCCAGUUAAUCAAUAGAUCGGAACUACUCUUAGAUGAGCAAGCAAACAUGACGAUUCAAGACUGUACGAAUACUGUCAUCCUCUCAAAAAAAUCUGUGAUAUUUUGGGUACCAUAGCAAAUUUGCACUAACAGUUGCCAUUCUAGCGACCUGCGUUUAGAUGUAAUGAAGCAUUUAAGGGUACAGGAGACAGUCGAGGUCCCUUUUCUUCCUUUCACUUCCAAUUAAGCAUUACUAUUUUAACAACAGUUCUCCAAAAACAGAAUUGUCAAAUAUUGAAAUGCACCUAAGUUAAAAGAGUGUGAUUGGCUAAUUACAACAUGUCACUAUAAAUGACUCCCGAAGUGUUUUAUGCGGCAAAACAUCCUGGUCCUUGAAUUUCAAUGGCGUAAACAUCUUCUGAUUCCGGUUGCACGUGGAGAUCUUUGCUAUCUGUCUGCGUUUAAAACUAGACUGUGAAUAGAGAAAGAAUAAAAGGGGUAGAGUCCUCAGGUGAAAAUCAAAGAUAAACCUGGUCGUUAGCACAAUUGCAAUUGCAAGAAAUGCUGUUAAAGACUGGCUGCCUCUCCGCUGUGGAGUGCCACAAGGGAGCCUUUUAGGUCCGCUUUUUUAUAAUGCCUUUGUGAAUGAUAUCAAUUACUCAAGUGGAUCUCCCCUACGUUUAUAUGCUGAUGACACAAUGCAAUAUAUAGCCCACGAAAGCCCCUGCACUCUUGAAUCUACAUUGAAUCAAGCAAAGGUAGAUUAACGCUCUGGUUUACUGCGAACCACCUGAAAGUAAACGCUGCCAAAACUCAGGCAAUGACACUGGGGAAAUCUCAGUACCCAUACAAUAUUUGGAUUGGUGACAGGUCCAUCGAAAAUGAACCAACUCUCAAGAUUCUUGGCGUUACAUUGGAUCGGGAUUUGUCUUUCAAGCCCCACGUUGCAAUCAUGCGGAGGAGUAAGCGCUUAGUUACUUCAGACGUUAUGAUCAUUAUGCGAUCAAGACAUUACUAAAUCUAGUUAAUUCGGCUACCUAUGACUUUUGCCUAGUAAUGGCUGCUAUGAACACGCUUGAGCAGACUUACCCUGCAAUCGCUUAUUCUAUUUUGUAACGUUUUAAAGUAGAUGGCCCUAAUAAUAUCUCCCAAUUUUUUCACCUUGGUUAACAAAAUAAAAUUUACGAGGCAGGGGCUUAAAUGUUGAGCAGCCUUCGUAUAACAGCCUUGUCAUGCACAACUCCUAUUUGUACAUGAUUGCCCACAUGUGGAAUCAGUUACCAGCUGUAACCAACUCCUCGACCACUUUAGCACAAUUUCGUGUUCGCCUGAAUAAUGCUAAUUUCACAGCGUGUCAAUGUAUGAAAUGUAUAUAAUUUUAUCUAUUUUUACAUACUCUUGGGCUAGUUGAUAUUUAAAGAUACUUUUUUAUAAUAUUUAUAUAACUCGCAUUUGAUCUUGUUUUGUAUUUUUAGUUCGUCGAGCAUUUUUAACAUGAGCCUCUGGCUCGGAAGAUUGUGUAAGCACUUCCUACGUCUUCGACAUUAAAUAAACUAUCCUAUUCUAUUCUAUUCUAAAGAAAAAAGAAAAUAUUCUAUUCUAUUCUAAAGCAAAAAGAAAGUCUUUGAAUCCACCGAAAAAUGUCCGUUAGGCUCAACAAACACAUCAUUUUUUUUUUGUGGGUUUUUUUUUUUAAAUUUUCGGUAAACACGAAGAAUGUACAUGCUCCAAUUCAAAAGAAUUAAAACUGCAAUUUAAAUUCUCUCGCCUUAUUGUAAUAACAAUGAAAAGACAAUCCACCUUUUUUUUCGACAUUAGCUAGAAAGGUUUACUUCUCUGGAUUCUUGUACUGAAUGUACCCUGAUUAAACCUAAUUAUAGAAUAGUACUCUGUCAUUCCUGAAUUUGGUUGUCAACAGAAAGCUCACGAAAAUUUGAGAACGUAUAAGAACUAGGUUGAAUUAGACUGCACCUUGUUCAGAACUUCCUCAUGAUUUACAUACGUCUGUAUGGUCUAAAAACUUUAAUUUAGUCACAGCUGGUUGGUUUCGACUUAAAGAAAUGUCAAAGAAUUCAGUUUUAUCCUUGACAAAGAACUUAGCAUGAUCGUUAUGACGCGAUCGGAACACUCUCAUCAGUAAUUACACCUCAAAACACCUCGCUCCCUUGUUUUGGUCCUAUUUUAGGAACUCUUGUGAAAGUUUUUAAGUCUUUCGUUUUGGGAAAUCUCCGGGGACUUAAAAAUAAGAAAUGAUUAUUUUGACUCCACAUUUAACCCAUAAGAAAAGGAUCUCCGAUAUUUUAGACAUAACAUUCUCGUUUUCUUUGCAAUUAUCUUCAUGGGUUGGAUUGUUAUGUAAAUUAAUAUAGCUUCUCAUAAAUAAACCGUUUAAAUAAAACUUAAGUUUCAUUCAAGAGUAACCAAUUAACAAUAACUAAUGCUUUCUAACCUGUUUUGGUGUGAGGUGCGUUAUUGAUUUGAUGCCCGUUUUUGCGUGCGGUACUUUUUAUGUUUUAAAGGUAAAGAAUUAUUUCAGUGGUUUGAUGGUAAAUUGCAAAUUUGAAAUGGAACAGCGGAUGCAAUACAUUGAAAGUGUGUUCCUGUGAUUGGUUCAUUUAAGCGAUUUUCUUUCUGUCGCUGGAAGAUGGAGGGCAGUAAACUACUUGCUUCCUAUCUACUGUCAUUACUACUAUGUACUGACGUUUCGUUUGGCGCUAAAUACUUUAAUCAUGAUGACAAACGAAGAGAACGACACGCAUAUUUUGUAAGGAAUCCUUCAAAGCGACUAAAUUCAUCUAUUCUGGAUAGUUUUAUGGUCUCCGAGCCUAUGAGGUGUUUUUUUCGAUGUGUUAGUCACCAAGAAUGUUAUUCAGUAAAUUUCGCUUCGGUUUCACAUGACGGAAGACAUAUGUGUGAGCUGUUGAACGCGGACAAGUUUCAAAACUCCAGCAAUUUUCUUCAUAGUAUCAGCUUUGACCAUUAUAAUAAGAAGGUAAGUGCGAACGUAUCCCGUUUUACAAAUUUGAUUGUGGCAUCUGUGUUGUGUGUGUAUGUUUUGCACGCUUGAAAACAUUCUUUCAUCUUAAUCUAAGGCAGUACAAAAGCAGAAGUUCAUGUUCACUCAUAUCAAUUUUGAUAUAACUUCCGUGAAGAGUAGAUUAUCAUUUUUAAUAUUUGAUUAUUUUUUUUUUGAUACUAACGGCAGCAGAAGGGCGUCGAAAAAACGGAAAUUUAGUGAGAGAGGGCUCUGGCUUUGUUUCUUCACAACUGAGGAAGUAUUUAGAGAAAAAUAUUGUCGUAGACGGGGGUUAUUGCGUGCUAACUAUCCGGUGAUUUUGCACCACGUAAUUUAGCUUACGUUUAGCCGUUACCUCUUCCCGAAGGUGAAACAGAAGUGAGGGAACGUCUUCCCAAAUCUGACACUAAUCAUGUUCCGUGACGUCACUCUUUUGCAAGCAAAUAUACAAUGGCCUUUUAUUUACAGAGACAUUUCAAGAAGAAUGGAAGAAAGCCAUAUAUAUGUUUUUCGAAGUUAACGGUCUCCAUUUCGUCACCGACUGGCUAUGGAAAAUCUUCAAUAUAUCAAGCUGCGCCAGUGAUCGAUGGACUCCCUUCUCCAGAAGAGCCGUUAACUAUAUUUAUUGUGCCGCCCGUUAAAGCUCUCACAGAAGAUAAGGUGCAAUCUCUUAAUGUACUUGGGCCAAGAGGAUUGUGCGCCUCAGCUUUAACUUUAAAUUAAAGCAGUUGUUUCUUGCAGCUAUUCUUUCGAUUGAGAAAAGAGUGGCUCUUUCUUCACGCUUGCAGCGUAACUAUCUUUUAAAGAAAUCUAAAAAAACCUUGAGAAUUUGCAGCAAGUGAUCCAAAUUUUUUGACGACCGUGGCACUGUUUACAAAUACAAGCAGAAACCGCGUGGACGUUGAAAUCUAGUUUCGUAAGCGCGAUGCUAAUCGAACAUCGUCCUCCUCUUACUCUAUACCAAAAAUCGCUCAUAACCUUUUCCUAUAUUCUUAGAGCAAAGUAUAUAUUUGAACUCGGACGCUGAAUUGCAAAUUUGCCCGAAAAAUGGAAAAUGAAUUCACUUCAAUGUUGUUGUUUAUCUGGGUAACUUUCACGCUAACACGUGCCACUUCAAAAAAAAAGUGACAUUAUUUUGCAUAAGUUAAAGUGAUGUCACGGGACACGAUCAGUGUCAGGUUCAAGGCGUAAACGUUCCCUCGCUUCCGUUUCACCAUGGGGGAAGGGUACGGCUACAAGUAAGUUACUCGUAAUGUAAAGCAGCCAAUCAUAAUCGCGCGAGAAUUGAUGGGUGGGUUAUAGCUUGAAAUGCCCCCACGCCGACCCAGCACUACAGUUUAUUUAGGAAAUAAUUAAUUUAAGGCUCGGCCAAAGUAGAUGACAUGAUCUGCUCAAACUCACGCGUAAAGGCCUGGCCAAACGCACGCAACAUUUCAACGCAAAAUUUGGCAACAUCGUUGGAUUGUGUUGUGAGGUGAUGUGAAGGAGCUCUCCAAACGUGCGCAGCAUCUUGAAACAUUCAAAAAUGCGGCAACCAAAAUUUGACCAUUUUCAAAAUUUAUCCAAAACCAUCCAACACGCUGCAACAUUUUGCUUCAAGGUGUAGAUGUACAUGUCCCAAGAUGUUGCGUUGAAAUGUUGCGUGCGUUUGGCCACGCCUUGACAGAGCGAGUUUGGGCAGAUCACGUCAUCUACUGUGUUCUUAUUGGGGCUGUGUUAUUUUAAGAAAUUUUUUUUUGUCUUGUGGAAUAGAGCCCCUGCAUGAGCAGUCCCUGCCUAGAUGGAGCCUUAUUCUGUCGACCAAUUUACCAGCAGGACGAUUAUCAGUGUGUCUGCAAACCAGGAUUUACUGGACACUACUGUGAAACGGGUGAGUUAUUAUACUGAGCUGUAUUUUUUCAUGUAUCAGCUUUUACUCGCUUCUAGUUAUCCUUCUCAUUAAUUGCUCAAUAAAGAUUAAAUAUUAUUACAACAUAUCGCGGGCGCAGUCCCACCUAAUCCUUAGGGAGCUACUCUGGCACGCUUCUUUCGUUCUCUCCAUUACUCGUUACACUUGAGUAUGAAUCAAUUCGGUCAGUUAACAGAGUUGAUAGACGGCCGCCCGAGAUUUGCACUUGAAACCGUCAAUGACCUUUGAUGAAACAAAAACUAGGAGAGAUUAUUGGUGCAGAUGCGUCCACUUUCUGUUUAUGACAUAGUGAUUGUGAUCCUUAUUUUUUGGUAAGGAGUUAAUAAUCGACCCUCUCUGCCCUGACCGUAAAAAAACCGUUAUUACUCUUUUAUCGCCCCUUGAAAGUGAAACUAUUUAUUAAAGAAAAGCAUUUGGGUAUCCAUUCAAUUUGACACCACAAAUUUCGCCACCACUGAGAGUCAAAUCGCCAAGGGUGGCGAUUUGACUUUUUCGUUAUGAGUAGCCUGUCGUAUGAAACUUAUAUUAAAUGAAAGCUAAGAUGUAGUAGAAUAUUGCAAAAAAGGAAAAGGACUCAGAACUUAUGUGCAGCCUCUCAAUUAUGGCUCGUUAACCGUUUAAUGAAAUGAAAAUUUUCUAUAUCACGAAGAUUAUAUGAUAAGUUUGCAUAAAGUGAAACCAGAGUUAUUUUCGCCGAGUGCUUUUCGCUGAGUAAUUUCCGCCGAGUGCUAUUCGCCAAUUGAUUUCCGCCGAUGUUUGUGAACUCGUAUGAAAUUGUAUUGUAAUCCUAUAUUUUGACUGCUAGAUCACCCUAACUAGAAAUUCAUGCUUUUUCUAUUCUUGCAGCUCGUGUUUUGGACAUUCGUAUUCGAAGCGAAGGUUGCGAUGAUCCAGGAAGAGCAUCCCCCUGCGGCAAAGCUUACAUUGAGGUGGAUGGGACAGAUUAUUCUCCUCAAGGAAGAGGAUAUAACGUUGUUGUUGUCGAUGGUGAAACAGGUAAUUGAUAGACUGCAGAACUGGACUUGCCUAUUUGUCAUCAUAGGUUUUUUUCGGCGUUUGUCCGUCGAGCAGAGGCAAGCCCUAGGCAUGUCGAGAAUGGGCUCACAUGACAUGGAGAGGUUUGUCUAGAGGCAGGAGAGAACAAACGUACAAUAUUCGCUAGGAGGACAUUUGCAUUUGCCUCUGUUUUUACUCACCUUAGAAACGGGAAAAAAAGAGCACGUGUGUUCUCCAAGUUUCGUGCUAGCCAGAAAAUGCUAAGAAAAAAUUUUGGUCUCGUCCCUUACAAACGCCAUUCGAAACUAGCGCGAGCGGAUUACGAGCGUAAACAUAAAACAGACAACAUGGACAAGUGUCGUCCCCCACUCCAACUUCAAGCUGAUGUCCACUUUGUCAUAAAACAUGUAAAUUCGCAGAACUUUUCAUAAUACUUCCUCGGUUUAAAGAAAAACCUGAAAGGUAGAUCAUAAGAUGAUGCUCUAAAUAUUUUCAUGUACAGGUGUCUUCCUUGAGGCAAGAUCAUUUGAUACUUAUGCAGAAAGUUCGAGCGGCUAUCAUUUGAGAGACUUCCUCAACAACCUAAGCGGCAAGUAUGUCACAACUUAGUAGUACCUAUUGUUGUACGUACAACACUUUAAGUACUUUUGGUAGACAAUAAAUACUCCUGAUGAUAAUGCUUCCUUCACCGUCCAUCUCGAUUUUCCUGCUUGACGCUCUUUUCUACAUUGUCUUUUACACGCCACUCCUUUCUCGCCAUUGAAGCAAAGAAAGAGAAAGAAGCGUCUGCUCUCGGAGGCUACCUUACCAAUUUACUUUCAGGAACCCGUCAACGGGAGCCGCUAUCUCCACUGAUUCUUUGAGUCAACACUUUCCCUGAGUGAAAAUAUUUUUAGAACCACAGCUUUUUCCCGCAAAAAGGAUCAUAUUCCGUCAGAACAACCGCGAAUCGCAAAAUAUGGUUUCACAGCCCAAUGCAAAUGAGCAGAUGAUUUUGUCGCAGAACGCAAAAAUUGCGUUAGGAGCCUUUCUUUCAGUAGCUAGAUAUACUCGGGAAAGGGUUGACUCCAAGGCUUAGUAUGAGAGAUAACUAGGUAGAGAGAUGGAAGGCUUAGUAUGAGAGAUAAUUAGGUAGAGAGAUAGAAGGCUUAGUAUGAGACUCCUACUGUGGGAGAAGGGUUUUGUUGUAAAAAGACAUACACAUGCAUAAAUUUUCCCAGAUGGCUGAAUGUUAUGAUAUACAGGCAUGUUUGCUAGUUUUUUGUUUGUGUGUUGGCAACAGAUAAGGGGGCUUUCUACUCUAAUUUUUAACUGAUCUCACCCCUUUGCAUUUUGUGUCUUUGCUCUCGACACAGUAAAAUCGUUUUGGUUGCUACUCAAGAUUCAGCCUCCAAGCACAUAUCACCUGCAAUUGAAGCUCUCAAGAGACUGGGUGCUACCGAUCCUCUUCAGGGAAACUACCGAGAUUCCUUUGCUUUCGCUGGAUACGCAGGAGUUAACAAACCACAAUGGAUCACACAAAAAAGAGCAGAUAGAUACCUAGGACCCAGUGAGAUAUUUCCGCAAAUACCGCUGUCGGGACUAAUCUAAGAUGAGCAAGCAAACAUAACGAUUCAAGACUUUAUGAAUAUUGUAAUCCUCUCAACAAAAUCUGGUGAUAUUUUGGAUACCAUAGCAAAUCUGCAGUUACAGUCGCCAGAAUGAUGACCUGUGUUUGGAUGUAAUGAAGCUUUUAAGGAUAUACAGUACACAAUCGAGCUUACCCUUUUUUUUUCUUUUUUUUUUCACUUCCAAUGAAGCAUCAUUAUUUCAACCACAGUUUUCCAAAAACAAAAUUGCUAAAUAUUGAAAUACGCUUAAUAAGUUUUAAAAAGUGUGAUGAGCCAAUUUUAGCAUGUCACCUCAAAUGAUUCCCUAAGUGUCUUAUGCGGCGAAAAAUCCUAGUCUUUGAAUUUCAGUCACGUAAACAUCUCCUGUUUUCGAUUGCACGUGGAGAUCUUUGCUGUCUGUCUGCGUUUAAAACUAGACUAUAAAGAGAGAAUAAAAGAGAACAAAAGGGGUAGAGUCUUUAGGUGAAAAUCAAAAAGAAGCCCGGCUGUAAGCACAAUUGCAAUUGCAAGGAAUGCUGUUAAAGUUGCGACUUUAUCUGCAAUAAAAUAUUUCCUUUCUUUGCUCGGUUGUCGUAAUAUUAAACUUUGAAAUGUUGCGUGCAGUUCAGUGACAAUUGAUACCUUAUUGCCUUUUGUCAGAAAUUUUCAUUCGAGAGAAAAUUUUAUAUAUACUCUUCAGGUCACCAAACAGCUGUGACGUUGUAGAAACUUAAGCCUAAUUAAAAAAAGAUGAAAAAUAGUAAAAAGUGUUAAGUUAAAAAUUUUAUUUUUAAAAACAAUCUGUAAUAAAUAUGAGGCAAUGACUUGAUUUGUCUCUAAAAUUUUAUUUCGUCUCCUUCUUCUCUAGGAUUAAAUUUCUGAGGAUGGAAAUCCAGUUUUGCACUUAACUGAAACACUUUUCUUUCUGUUUUUUUGCAAUCCCUGGAAAUAUCAGGAGAACCGUAGAAACACGCGCAACGAUCCCAAUAUCAAAAAUGGUUCAGUUACGGUGGACAAUUAUUUUUCCAAAUUGAGAAAUUGACUCAAGGUUACUGAGAAAUAAUACUUCUCUUCUUAUAUUCUUAUUCUUCUUCCACUUUCUCAUAUGGCAGGUAAACAAGUUCAAUGAUGUUUGAAAGAAAAAAAACAUCUCUACCUUUCUUAUCACUCGAUUAAUGAUUGUUAUUAUGAAAAUAUACAUAAAAUACGAUUAGGCUUGCGCCAUGCCACACAUAGUUACUGACUAUCAUGAACUGGAUUAAACUCUCAUACAAAAAUUUUUGUCAUCUGCUGCAGCUGUCGGCUUCGAGCCCACUGAAACACAAGACCUUGUACAACUUGUGGAAGAAAAAACACUCUCAAGCGAACAAAAAUUUCAAAACGUGUACGAUCUUCACACCUAGCUUCAAAUUACAAAUUUACGUUAACUCAACAUCUUUCCAGUAUAUUUUGACAUGGUUCCUCCUUUGUUCAAGGAUUCAAGCUCGUCUGAUAGUUUUAAAAACUUUAGUUAGCUGGAAGAUGAAUGAUGUAGGUUUGAAAAUAAAAUCCGUAGAGCUUUAAGACAUCAACAGCAGAUUUGUUACGCUUUGGACUUAACUUGCCUCGAAAAAAACUUUAUUGAUAAAAGCUUCGGGGAGUGAAUCGAUUGUUGUUGUCUUUCGCAACUAAAAAUUUAUGUCCAGCAGAUUCGAUGUCGUGAUCCCGAAAAUUAACAAAGUUUAACUAACAGAGAAACAACCUUGGAGCCUGCUGUUGCUAUCAAAUUAAAUUCAUUACUUAUUGAUAUGGUCUCUUAAAGGCGAAAAAAAUAGAUUAUAUCUUCCAUGCCUAAUAUGUGGAGUUAAAAAUUUCGUUCGUGAACUUUGAUUUUAAACCCCAACUUUAAAAAAAAAGGAAAAUGCUAUGAUACAGUCGAACGUGUCCUUAGCGGCGGUCACCCACGGUGAAUGGCUAAAUACAGGUACCUCAGAUUAAAGGUAUUAUGAUAAACGAUACAACAAAUUCUACUUCCUUUAAUUUUGGGAGAGAAACAUGGAUUGAAAAUUACUAGAAAUAUUAUUCUUAGUCUCAAUUGAGUGAUUCGGCUUUUAGUGACCGUUCAGUACAGGUAGAAGAGAACACAAACAGGCCUUCGAGACUUAGUAAAGCCUGACUGCUACCGCUUAAUAGAGGUGACUGCUUAAUAAAGCAGAAAUUAUAGUGAUUAAGGAGGAAAAAACUAAUGACUUUGGCAACCGACCGCUUAACUCAGGUUGAUCGCAUAAUACGGUGCCGCGUAAUACAGGUUCCACCGUAAUUAGGGACUUUAAGUAGACCACGACAACGAGGACUUGAUAAAAAAAAAUUCUAACGGAGAGAUCAAUAGCUCAGCACGUGCGUUUUAAAAGUAUGUACAUUUCUCAGCCGUGCUCUGCAAAACAACGACGUGAAAUCACCAAAAUUUGCGUGGUCUGAGAACAGAGACCUUAACAGCAAAUUUUUUAAAUUUCUAGCACUGCUCACAUACGUUAUGCUGAAGCUGAGGUGUUUCGCCACGAGAGACGUUGAACACAUCCAGCUAUUGCGAAAUUCUUACCAUGAAUAUAAAGUCAUUUUUGACCGACUUCUUUCCCGGCGUUGCCUUCCUGACUGCUUAAAGUCCUUAAAUGCAUGCCUUCCUACUAAUUUACGGGCCUUACUAAAAAGGUAUCACGGCGUGUAUCAUGAAUAAAUUAAAUUUUGACUGCCAACACUGCAUAAUUAGAAGCGAUGUUUGGUUUAACUCGAUGUUGGCUUCUUUAAGUUCUGACGACAAUUAGUUGUUCGUUACAGCAGCACAGUUGUUGAAGAAGGCCUGGAAUUCUGUCAAGGAAUCCUAUAAAAUAAUAAUUAGCAAUUUGUUAUCAAGAAGUGCGCCCAAUUUCGAUUCACUAGCUUUUUGGUGCAGAUGGAGAGAGGAAAACUGUAUCCAACCCUAUUUUUUACAUGUGCAUCACUCAUGUGCGUACCUCAUUCUAGCAGCGCCAAGGGCUUCAGACGGGAUGGAAAAUACGUUAAUCAUCCAGAAUGUUUCUCGUUUAAUUUUGUCUCAGCUUCAUUAACACCCGAGCUGCUAAAUGCUAACAAAAUUCAAAAUUGGAGUGAUGUAAUUCAUAGUGAAACCUGUGACCACUACAACAUUGAGGUGAGUCUCAGUUUGUUUCGGUGAGUGGCAGAAAUUUGUUUUUAUUUCCACAAAUUACGUAAUGAAGGUGUUUGUGCACCGGCGAAUGGAAGCAAACUCAUAGCUUUGAUUUUGUUUUGGAAAUAAUGAGUGCGACGAACUUUAACUAAAUAACAUUCCUCUAUAAAACAAGCGAUUCAUGGUUUCGUCCCUAAAGUAAUGGUUUAAGAAUACUUAUUAUACUUUGACACUAAACCUGUUACAUAGCAUGAUGAAAAAUAGGCGUUUUAAAGAAGACUACACUUUCUUCGAGUAUUUAUAUAACUAUUAUUUUUGUUGCUGUUGUUGUUUUCUUCCUUUUGGCAGAGCCCGUGCACGAGCAAUCCUUUUUGCCGGCCGAAUUAUAAUCAAGACGAUUAUCAAUGUGUUUGCAAACCAGGUUACAGUGGGGUAUUCUGCGAAACAGGUCGGUUUUUAUCACUGUCUUUCGAUUUUCUCCUGGUAGCGGUAUACUCUUGGCCUACUCUACUGAUAUAAAUUCUUUCCAGAUGUGUGUGUAUAUAUAUAUAUAUAUAUAUAUCUGAAAGCAAAUAACCGAGGAGAGAUGCUUAGUACUUUAAUUUGAUCUCGCUAUAUCUUCUUGAUGAACGUAAAUUGAUAGGUUUGAUGGAUUUGAGCUUUAUAUGUAUGGAAAUAAUGAAUGAUAAAUGAGGUCUUGUUCCGAUCUAUGGACUUAACACUGUUUGAAGAGCACGACUCAGCCUGCUGAAUUCUGUCCGUCUUAAUCGGCUCCCCAGCAAAUUGAAGCAUACUGACCGUAGUCUAUAUCAAGCUGCACAAGUCAGGGACGAAAGCCUUCCUAGUUAUUCUAUUCAGCUCUUAAAUCUAUUCAUUGGAGUUAAAAUUAAGUACAAUUUUAGUUAGAUCCUCAAACUUUCGUCGACAGUAGGUUCACCUUUUGGCAGGCCUAAGAGUUUCAAUGACGGCGGCCGAGAUCUUAGCGUAGUCUCCGACUUGAAAACAGCGCGUACGCUUUGUUGUUGUAGGAAACGGCGAAGCUGUUCGGACAGACCUUUGACAUAAGGUAAAACCGCAGUACCUUUGAACUCGUUGGCGGGCUCGGCACCGUUGUUUGGUUUUUCGGUCUUGGUAACUUUCUGCAAGAAAGAAGAAGGAUAACCAUUAUUUUCUCCUCGAAGAUGACGGAGGGUUUUGUUACGAGACGUUUGGCGCACUCGUAAAGGCACUUAACAAUACCGCGUUUUACUGAUUGAGGGUGAUGUGAAUCAUACGCUAAGUUUUGAUCGGUGUGCGUGGGCUUCCUGUAUACGCUGGUGGUGAGGCGGCCGUCAGGUUCUCUUAAAACUGCGGUGUUUAGGAAGGACAGUUUGUUGUCUUUCUCUGUCUCCAUGGUGAAGCGGAUGGAAGGCUGCUGGUUGUUUAGAUGCGGUAGAUCUCAGUUAGUACGACCAAAAGACGCUGUCGACCCGGCUAAACAAGAUGGCGUAGUUUACAGGAUUCCCUGUGAAUGCGGAAAGGUGGACAUCGGAGAGACUGGAAGACCUAUGCAAGACAGAAUUAAGGAGCACGAUCGAGAUAUUCGACUCGCCCGUACCGAGACCUCCGCCGUUUCAGAGCAUGCCCACAACACCGGACACAAGCCACUCCGGAACGAAGUAAAGUGAAGUAAAGUUUACUGAUCGUGACCCUUAUUACUACGCACGCAGGGUCAGAGGGGCAAUUCACAUAAGACUUCACCCUAACAACAUCAACAGGGAUAGUGGAAUAGAAAUCCCAGAGGCGUGGAUGCCCACAAUCAAAAAACACAACAACAGGAGAGCCGUGCGACAGCUGACCGCCGAGGGAGCAAAUCACUGAAUGAACAGCAAGGAUCGAAAUGCACCAAUCCGAGCUGUCGAAAAAAAACAACUAAUCACAGCAGAGCAUCAUGCUUUAUAAGAUCACGCAUGACCAGUCGACCUCAUCGCCUGAAGAAGACUAGCAGUAUGCGUUCGAAACGUCGCGAUUUACAUCACACGUGACUACAUCGUGAGACAAACGAAAAUACCUAGCUUUUAUGGUUAUUCACCACGAUGAAUAACCACAGCCGUUUUCUAAAAAAGAAUUACUGGAACACUCACUGGCAUCUGUGUAUGUUUAUACUGGGUUUAUUUCUAAGAUGUUGUAUGGCGGAAGGGAGAUUGUGACACAAAGAAAACCGUAAAAAGACGAAUUUAAGAGAAAUUUGAAAAACUCAUGAACGUGGCUUCCUCCUAUAGCCUCUUCGUUCUACUCACUUGUUUCACAGCGCGCCCCUGUGUAUCCAACGGAACAAGCACAAACAUAUGCAUCAAUCUGGUCAUUGCAUUCCGUCGUUUAGAUAUAGUAUAGGAUUACUGGAACAUUCAUUGAUGUCUGUGUAAACACAAUGAAUUUAAGGUCAGUAAAUUUGGUAAUUUUUUACUUAGAGAUGCGAAGAGAAACAGAAUUUCAUUUAAGAUGAUUAACACUUGAAAGUUAAUCAGUCCAGUGACGACGUUGUUUAGGGUUUCAAACAACCCGUGGAAAACUUUGGGUGAGACUCCAGAAAAUGUGGCAACAGAGACUGAUAUAACUGAAAAUAAAUGAAUAGCAUUGAAGUUAGGGGCAAGAAACCUAAGGUAACAGCGUCUGACGACCAUACCUGUGUCACAUCGCACGCCUACGAAUCCAUGUAAGCUUACGGUAGCAAAAUUGUUUUGGUCGCCGUUCAAGAUCAAGGCUCCCACCACAUGUCGUCAGCAAUUGACGCCCUUAAGAGACUGGGCGCCAAAAAUGCUGUGCAGGUGCAGUUACGUAAACCAUCGUGGAUAACACAAAAACACGCCAGCAGGGGAAAAGGCCCUAGUGAAUUUACAUUAAUGAUUUCUUUGCCAGCAGGUAAGUUGAGACAGUUAUUGCCCUUCAUGCCACCUCACUGA
Molecule: messenger RNA, 14734 nt
Organism: Pocillopora meandrina
Lineage: Eukaryota; Metazoa; Cnidaria; Anthozoa; Scleractinia; Pocilloporidae
Source: the annotation of a GenBank genome assembly